Messenger RNA from Monoraphidium neglectum, 906 nucleotides. RefSeq lists its product as hypothetical. The coding region runs from base 1 to 906 and encodes 301 amino acids. Lineage: Eukaryota; Viridiplantae; Chlorophyta; Chlorophyceae; Sphaeropleales; Selenastraceae. The record is from RefSeq and is a predicted model, not a curated record. The transcript has a single exon.
AUGGCCGCCGCCUACGCCGCCGGCGUGGCGCCCGGCGCCAUGCGGUCCGCGGUCGAGCGCCUCGCGGCCGGUGCGCGGCGCGUGGCGGUCGCCCUUGCGGACUGCCACAGGCUCGCGGCGCUGAUCAAGCCGGAGGCGUACACCGCGUUUGCGAUCCCGGAGGUGCAGCCUCGCGUGCGCGGCAUGGUGCACAUCGUGGAGGGCGCGGAGGAGGAGGCCUUCGAGCUGGCAGAGUGGGCCCUCGGCGGCGGCUUCCGCUACGCGCCCGCGCGGGCGGCGGCCGGGGGCACCUAUAGCUAUCACCGGCUCAGGUACGAUCUGGAUGAUCUGGUGCACGCGGUUUUCGCGCCGUCCGACGCGCUGGAUGACACGCUCGCGGGCGACAGCGGCGGCGGCUGUCAAGGCGACGGCGGCGGCGGCAGGCAUGGCAGCAGCGAAGGCGGCGACGGCGGCAGCGACGUCCUGCUGGCUUGGGAGGGGCUGGAGCGGCUGUCGUUCGCGCCGUAUGCCGCCAACGAGCUGUGGCAGCUCGUCGACGCGUGGCGCGCCGCUCUCGCAGCAGAGGCGGCGGUCCGGGCGCCGCGGACGGCGGCGCAGGUGGCGCUGGCGCGGCUGAGGGCGAUGCAGGGGCUCGACCUGGGGGAGCGAAUGGAGGGCGCGGCGGAGGCGGCGGAGCGGCUGUCAGGCGACAUGGCGCGGCUGUGGGCCAGCUGGCAGGCCACGCGUGCGGCAGGGUUUGAGGGGUUAGUGGGGCUCGAGGGGCGGCGGCUUGAAGGGGCAGCGGCUGACCAGGAGCGGGCGGCGGCUGGCGUGUUUGGAGAAGGGAACAUGGGUGGUGAAUCGAGCCGUGCAGUGGGUGAGCUGGCGGCGAUGAUGGCAGCCAUGCGUGGCAAGAGGGUUGCGUAG